Messenger RNA from Auanema sp. JU1783, 759 nucleotides. The record is from the annotation of a GenBank genome assembly. NCBI's taxonomy places the organism in Eukaryota, Metazoa, Nematoda, Chromadorea, Rhabditida, Rhabditidae.
AUGUUCUCGAAAUUGACCAAAGAAACUGCACUGAACAUAGAUGAUGAAGAGCUGUUAGAUUAUUAUUUUUUGGAACCAAUAUCCAGUAUUGUUCAAACAGGAAAUGAAUUUCAAAGGUCUAACUACUUCAGUUUGAGAAAAGUUUUAACUGAUCUUCCGAAAUAUUGUGAUUAUGAUGAUAGUGUGGACAUUAGCGAUUGUUAUAUUCGAAUGAUUGAUUUGUAUAUGGGUACUUUCAAAGUUGAUAGCUUUGAAGAGGAUUUAGAACUUCAUAUGACGAUUCCUCGAACCUUUUUUGUUUCAUUUCUAUGCCAGGACUGCAAUGAAGUUCACCAACUGAUUUCACCACCCUGUGAUUUCAAAUUCAAGUUUCAAGUGAAAUACUCAUCAAAUGUGGUCGCGAAAUACGAAAAGUUUCCUGAUGAGCUGCCAUACAACUGUUAUUCACAUGAACUUCUAACUGAUAAUAGAGAUUGGAGAGUAGAAAACGAGUUGUACAGACUACUCGAUGAAGAUAUAGACAGAAAUGAAGUGAAACCGUUUGAAGAACAGAGAGAGCCGUUUGCUCUCAUUGAGAAGCAACAAGAAAUGCAACUCAACUACUGUUUGCGUAACUUUACUCUCGCUGAACACAUGGAACGAUUUUACGGCCCGGCUGCUAAAACAGAAUAUGAGUUCGAGGAAACAUUAGAAGAGUUUCUUGCCAAUGAUGAGAACAUCAACGGCCUUUCACAAGCUUUAGUCAAUUUCUUUUACUGA